AUGGACGAUCUGUAUUUAUUGACAGGAGACAUGCAAGCAGGAGUCUUAGGCCCAGAUAAUAAAGAAGCUCUCAUUAACAUGAGCUCAGCCCAUCUAGUGGUCCUGAAUUACUUGUCUAGUUAUACAGAAAUUAUUGGAAAUCCAGUCUUGUCGCGAAUCUCAUGGUCUUUGUCUUCCAUCAUCCAGAUCGUUCGAGCGGGAAAAGUGUCAAUAAAUUGA
Molecule: messenger RNA, 219 nt
Organism: Dovyalis caffra
Lineage: Eukaryota; Viridiplantae; Streptophyta; Magnoliopsida; Malpighiales; Salicaceae
Source: the annotation of a GenBank genome assembly